CGCGUGCGCCCCCCCGCCCCCGCAAGGCUGGCGAAAGCGCCCUCAUUAACCCUCAUUGCUUGCGUCAUAAGUGUGCGUCGGCGGGCCGCGCGUCCGGCGCUUGUGCGGAGGGGCGGCACCCAACUGAUUUCUCGGAGGCGACAGUUGACUUGUCCUUAUGUGAAUGGGAGCCAGAAAACCUUGCGAAGUUCUGACCAAGCAGUAGCUUCUUCCUCGACGUGGACAUGGCACAAGAGAAAAUGGACCUAGACUUGGAGCUGCUGCCGAGUUCAGCCACCACAGACGACUCGCUGAAACGAUCCAACAGCGCCCCUUUGAUCAGUGGGCUUGGUGAUAAUUCACAGGUAUUCCAAGCUGACACGUUAACAACUAGAAGAAAUAGCACAACGCUUAUGACCCAACAAUGUCUGGUCAAUGUGAAGCCACUGAAGAAUUCUAAGUCUGAGACUGACAUGACCAGAUUUGCAUCUUUGAGAGACUACCCUGGCCGCAAAGCGUUUUUGCCACCUUCUUCCGUUCCCAUUCCUAUUCAUGCUUCCUUUGGUCGCCUUCACCAAAUCAAACAGGAAGAAGGCAUGGAUUUAGUAAAUAGAGAAGCAAUGCAUGAAUGGGAGGUACAAACUGCAAAACAGAUAAGUCAGUCUUGGGAAGAAAGCUUGAAACUGAGUGCCAGUGAUUUAGAGAAACCAUCUUCAAAGUGCAUUGGUUUAAUUCCAGUAACCCCAGCACCUUCUCCCACCAGGGGGAUUGGGAAGCAAUAUUUUUCUCCAUCGUUACAAACUUAUGUGAAUUACACCGCUCUGUCUCCAAGUCCUAGUCCCAGUCCUACGCAACAAUUUCCAAUAAGAAGAAAUCAAAGCCCCACCAACACUAUUAGACCAAGUAUGUUUGGAUCAUUAAAAAGAAAAGGUGAAAUGAUAGCUAAAGAUCCGCCUAAGAGAUUUUUCGAAGGCACGACCAACAUGCUUUCUCCCGAUACUACCCAACAGUCUGAUGUGAAUGUUUGACAAAGCGGAGUACACAGAGAUCUUUUGAAUUCUGUUGUCAGUGAAUGGUAUUUUCUUCCCCUGGUCUGUCUUCAAAUACUCUUGGUGGAACCAGUAGCAGCGCAGGAUCUUCUUAUAACUCACCAGUUGGCAUCAGCACCGUCACAAACUCCCGUGUCGUCUUCUGAUUCUCGUUCUCCCUUUAUUGUAGUAGACGAACUUUCCGCUAAGUGAUUCACCCAUCCCAAGACUUUCUCACCAAUGGAGAAACACACAUUUGCUUCUCUCUCUCUCUCUCUCUCUCUCUCUCUCUCUCUCUCUCUCUCUCUCACACACACACACACACACACACACACACACACACACACGUUAGAGCAAUAACAGAAUUGUGUGUUUUAGGAGUGCCUGGGUGGCUCAGUCGGUUGAGCGUCUGACUUUGGCUCGGGUAGUGAUCUCAUAUUUUGUGAGUUCAAGCCCCGCAUUGGGCUCUGUGCUGGCGGUGCAGAGCCUUCUUGGGAUUCUGCGUCUCUUCCUCUGUCUUUGCCCCUCCCCUGCUCGUGUGCUCACUCUUUCUCUCUCAAAAUAAAUGAACUUAAAAAAAUAAUUGCAAGAUAUAACUUAGGCUAUCUCCUAUUACCUUAUUUUCUCAAUUUCCUAAAAUUCUCUUUAUCUACAGAACUUGCAUGUCUAAUUCCUGUGUUUGCCCUUAAAAGCAACGUAGUGAUAUUUUCAAAGAUGUUUUCCAAAUAAGAACUAUAUUGAAGAUACAAUCAUACAUUUUCAAGCUGCUAAUGUGUAGAAACAUGCUGCACCUUGAGUUUUUAAAAACAUAAUUCAGAACUCUAUCUGAAUAAAUAAAAUUUUAAGUUCUGAUGAAAUAGAAUUGUUCUGUUAAUCAACAAGUAAAAUAAUUUUUUAAAUUCUGUACUGAAUACCUGUGCUAGUUCUUAAUGAUAUUUUCAAUAAUUAGAAAAAUCACCUGUCUUAAAGCAGUUUUUAACUUUUUAAAAAAUGUUUAUUUAUUUAGAGAGAGCACACACGUGUUGGGGAGGGCCAGCAUGUAACACUGUUUGGGGCUCCAUGCGGGUCAUGAUCAUGACCUGAGCUGAAAUCAAGUCAGAUGCUUAACCGACUGAGCCAUCCAGGCACCCCUAAAAAGCUUCUUUUUAAUUUUUUUAAAUGUUUAUUUUUGACAGAGAGAGAGA
Felis catus (domestic cat) is the source of this 2191-nucleotide messenger RNA. Its product is annotated as P2R1A-PPP2R2A-interacting phosphatase regulator 1-like. Gene Ontology annotation, molecular function: protein serine/threonine phosphatase inhibitor activity. Gene Ontology annotation, biological process: mitotic G2/M transition checkpoint. NCBI's taxonomy places the organism in Eukaryota, Metazoa, Chordata, Mammalia, Carnivora, Felidae. Bases 225 to 1007 code for a protein of 260 amino acids. The record is from RefSeq and is a predicted model, not a curated record. The transcript is spliced from 12 exons. Gene Ontology annotation, cellular component: nucleus; cytoplasm.